AUGCACUUCCUGUCCAAGGAUGAGGUGAAGGCACAGUCCCAGAGAAGACUGCUGAGCCACUUCCAGAGCCUGCAGCCAUCCUCUAAUAAGAACCAGAGGGAGAGUGACCUGCCACAGCUGAGCUCCCUAGCCCAGCAUGCAGAAAAACUCAUCCACGCCUUCAUCUUCUCUCGGAUCGACUACAGCAAUGUACCAUUUGGGGACCUCCUAGCCAAAUUAUUACAGAGGCGCCAACUUAUCCAGAACAGUGCUGCCAGGGUCCUGACCAGGACCAAGAAGUCAGACCACAUCACACCUAUCCUGGCCUCCACUGGCUACCGGAGAAAGCCAUUGGUGGAGAAGCAUAGAUCGUAUCAACAGCAGCCUUUCCUGGGUCCAGAGAUCCUCAAUCAGCAGCCCGACUCCAAGCUAGAGAAAGCAACCAUCCUGGAGAUGACAGUUUGCUUCCUGAAACGACAGCAACAGUACCAGCCAGUGAGCUCCUCCUCCUGUUCAGCACCUGUCAAUCAGGGUUACUCCAGAUGUGUCCAAGAGAUUGUGCACUUCCUGUCCAAGGAUGAGGUGAAGACACAGUCCCAGAGAAGACUGCUGAGCCACUUCCAGAGCCUGCAGCCAUCCUCUGAUAAGAACAGAAUGGAAAGUGACUUGCCUCAGCUCAGCUCACCAACGCAGCACAGCAUGAGCAAAGUCCAAUCAACAGCGCCCUCUGGAGGCCCUGGUAGAGUCCUACAGAAUGGAGUUCAACUCGCAGACAAUCACAAUGGACCAUGUUGGUCUAAAAUGUAUGUCAUGGACAGUAGUGAGAAUGGGAAGAUAUAUUCCUCAUAUUCUGUUUAUGCAUGA
This is a messenger RNA of Oncorhynchus tshawytscha (Chinook salmon), 843 nucleotides long. Its product is annotated as transcription factor HES-4-A-like. The record is from RefSeq and is a predicted model, not a curated record. Gene Ontology annotation, biological process: regulation of neurogenesis; anterior/posterior pattern specification; regulation of transcription by RNA polymerase II. Gene Ontology annotation, cellular component: nucleus. NCBI's taxonomy places the organism in Eukaryota, Metazoa, Chordata, Actinopteri, Salmoniformes, Salmonidae. Gene Ontology annotation, molecular function: RNA polymerase II cis-regulatory region sequence-specific DNA binding; protein dimerization activity; DNA-binding transcription factor activity, RNA polymerase II-specific. Bases 1 to 843 code for a protein of 280 amino acids. The transcript has 3 exons.